AGGGCGGUGUUUCGGGGAAAAGACGCUCGUAGAAAUUCCUCCUAACUAUAAGUUAUAGCUUUUGAUAAGUUGGGUUUUAGCUGAAGUAGUUUCUUAUUAUUGUUGAAUUCUGCUGGAUUUUUCAUCUUCUGCGUCGUUGGGCUGGACAGUGUUAGGAAAGGCGGACUCUGAAUCCUCUCCCAGGGUGUUAUGUCUUUCCAGAGUAGCUGGGGGAUGGUCAUGGAAAAGUUCUGGGAUUCAGGGAUUCCUUGUUUACAUCCUCCCGGAGUACGUCUCGGGGGCGGGCUUGGCUCCGCCCUCAUUCUUUAGCCCUGACGUCAUUGUCGCUUGUGUUUUUUAUGAAUGAAAGAAUCCAACCUCAGAGAGCAGCGGAGUAAUUCCGGGAAAAGGCGGACUGACAUUUUGUCGCCGGAGUUGCGUCGAGCCAUCAGAUUGUGUGUAUCUGGUUUUACUGGUGCUUGGGGAGGGGAAAAAAACAAAGACAACUGGACCAUGACGACAGAAAGAAACAGCAAAGCUCUGAAGGUGAAGCAGGAAUGCGGCGAGAACGUGCCCUUCCUGUCGGACAGCGAACUAAUGUCCCUGUCGGUGCGAGAGCUGAAUCUCCACCUGCGUGGCCUCUCCCGCGACGAUAUUCAGAAGCUGAAGCAGCGGCGUCGCACCUUAAAGAACAGGGGAUAUGCCGCCAGCUGCCGGGUCAAGCGGGUGUCUCAGCGAGAGGCCCUGGAGCAGCAGAAGAUGGAGCUGCAGAGAGAGGUGGAGAGGCUCGGAGCCGAGAACGCCGGCAUGAGGAAGGAGCUGGAGGGGCUCAGCGCACGCCUGGCUGCGCUUCAGAGAUUCGCCAGGGGUCUGGAAGCGGGAGGAGGCAGCCUGCUGGCGACGGCCCCUCGUCUCAACACCGCCUCGGUCAUCACCAUCGUCAAGAGUCCGCAGCAGCCUCAGCCACAGAGGGAGCACGAGCUAUCCUAGAAGGAGAUGCUGAAACCAGACUGGGGUUUGGGAUUCGGGGUGGGGACGGGGAAGCCUGCAAUGCAAACACGCACACAUCUGCGGGCCUUAAUACUCACGCAGGCAGGAGAGCAGGAUGACUUGUAAUAAUAGGAAAAUACUAAGCGCCUUGUUCACAUUACAAUUGACAGAAAUCCGAUCACAGCUACGAUCACCUUUCUAACAAACAAGAAAACAGAGACGGGUUCAGUACUGUAGUUUUGAUAGAGAUGUCCUCUGAUGAUCCUCCAUGAAACAGCAGUCUGGUCAAGUAAGAUUUACUCAGUGAUCUUUUUUUCUUUUUUCUUGAAGCACUCGAAGUUUCAAAUUCUGUUUAAUGUGAACAAGGCGUCGCACAUAUUUAUGCACAAAAAAACCCUCACAGUCUUUCCCUUGAGCUACACGGGGACUCUGACUGAAGCCCAACCAAGCCAAACAGGGUUGCUGAGCACCUUUAGUCCUCAGCAAACCCCCACAGCGAGGCUGGUGUAGCCUGAUUAUGCUACUUAAAGGCUGGGGUGCCUUUCUGCUUCCGUUUAUGGCACCUGACCAACAGCAAAAUGCUAGGGUGGAGCUUCCUCGGUCUCCAUAAUGCCUUCUAGUCUGAAAUCACUAGCUUGGCUCAGCCUCGUGUUCCCACCCCCCCUGUAUUUUUUUCCUUUUAUUCCCUCUCAAUGCAGUUUCUCACCCUUUAUGUCACUUUAUGUGCCGGUGGGAUAAUCGAAUCUGUUUUCGCCUCCUUCCAUUGAUGGCUCUCUAGCUGCUUUAGUCAUGAGACUUUUGGGAGCAGAAACGGUCAGAGAAAUGCUGCCUGAGUGCAUUGUGAAUUUCUCUAAGU
Messenger RNA from Pundamilia nyererei, 1825 nucleotides. RefSeq names its product v-maf avian musculoaponeurotic fibrosarcoma oncogene homolog F (gene maff). Gene Ontology annotation, cellular component: nucleus. The coding region runs from base 343 to 969 and encodes 208 amino acids. The record is from RefSeq and is a predicted model, not a curated record. The transcript has 3 exons. Lineage: Eukaryota; Metazoa; Chordata; Actinopteri; Cichliformes; Cichlidae. Gene Ontology annotation, biological process: regulation of transcription by RNA polymerase II; regulation of epidermal cell differentiation. Gene Ontology annotation, molecular function: DNA-binding transcription factor activity, RNA polymerase II-specific; RNA polymerase II cis-regulatory region sequence-specific DNA binding.